AUGCCACCAGGACUUCCUCCCCCUGUAUCAGCAGCCCCUCAUAUGGGAGUACCACCCCCAGCUCCUCAUGUUAAUCCAGCUUUCUUUCCCCCUCCUCACAGUUCUGCCCCUCCACCAGGAGCCAUAGAGAAUAAAUGGAGUCCAAUACCAAUAAUUUGGAAGAAAAUUCCUCGGUUGCUGAAAUCCUGUGUCUGUCGACAUUGUCUCUGGGGGGACAAUUUUAAACAGUUUACAGAUAAAACAGCGCUCAAGAACAAAACUUCGAAACCAUUUUUCAUCAUUAAAGCUACCGUGUGCUUAGUGAAAAACUUGGCGAAAAACGUAGGUGGAGAACGAGCGAACCUCGGAAAAUGUUUCUUGACACAUCUGAAUAGUAUAAGAACGGUUGAAGAAUUAACCGUUUUUGCGAUUAUCGGAUCAGUGCUUAUAUGUAAUAGAUGUGAAGCGAAACGAGAAACUGAAAGUAGAGAAACUGUUCCUUAUUUAUUCUAUUGGAUAAACCAAUCCUUCGAAAUUUUCAACGACCCGGCAUCUUGGAAUGCCAUGUACCACUUACAAGACGCCAUUGAUGCGAUUUGGAUUCUAGCGAAUUUCGGCAGUGCUAGUCGAUUCUGUGACAGCAACGUGUUAUAUUCCUUUCAUCAAAUCAUCAAAACAGCUUCAUUAUCGGAACAAAAUCAAACAGUUGAGAUUAUCUGGGUUCUGUGUUUUGAUUCAGAGUUCGAAGAAUUCAUCAAAAGUCACAAAAUAGUGAAAACCAUGAGACUGAAAGAGCGAAAUGACAAGGAUUUGAAGCUACUCCGCAGACUGAACGCGGUAUUGACUAUACUCAGAGAACGAUAUUUCCCUCGCUCCAUCUCGUUAGAGAGCAGUGAAGCCUCUUCGACGUCGGUCGCUCGAAUUGUCUACCACACGAACAACAUGGACGCUGCUCAGAAACUUUAUGACAAGCUGAGAACUGAAAAUGUCUCGGCACAUCUAAAUGACUUCGGCGAAAAUGAUCCAAAAUAUUUCGAGACGGCUGUGUCGUGGAUGCAGAAUUGCUACUGUUUACUCAUCUGUGUCUCGGAAUUCACUGAAAUUGAUUAUGAUUCUAGGACUAUAUUUUACAUCGCUCAGAAACUUCAUAUGGAUAUAAUAGCAGUAUUUGUUAACAGAAACAUCCCAUUGAUGGGUUGGGUUUAUCAAGAACUCAGAGAUAAACCUCGUUUCGACUUUAUCGAGAGUCCAUUUUACGUUCAAGAUCUCUCCAAACUUCUGCUAGAAAAAUCAAUUCGAUUUUCUCGGAAUCAUGGAUUAAGAAAUACCAGAAGUUUGGGGAGCUUAUCGGGACAAUCAAAAGUGUCGAUGUUGUCGGACCGUUCGGACGUGUCCAGAACUUCGUUUGAAAGUGUAGGAGAAAUCGGGAAACAGUCUUCCUAUGAUAGAACUUCGUGUUCAGGGAGUUUAGACCAGGCUCCGACAACAAACAAAUUGCCUGACUCGUCUUCGUUUGAGAAUAAUUGUUUGUCUAUGCCUGAAAGGUUUAAAGAAAUGAAAAAAAAAGACGUCUCACAGUGGUUGACAGGUCUUCAAAUUGGGAUCAAUGUUCGAGAAUUUAGAGAUGUGAACGGACCAGUAUUAUGGGAAUUAUUUACAGCAUGUCAGACCAGUGAUCCGUUUGAUGAGAAAUCCUAUGACGAUAUGAUGGAACAAUUUAAUUUAAGAGACGACCAGAAAGUCAAGUUUACUGACGCCCUUCUGAAAUUGUGA
Lottia gigantea (owl limpet) is the source of this 1752-nucleotide messenger RNA. RefSeq lists its product as hypothetical. The record is from RefSeq and is a predicted model, not a curated record. Lineage: Eukaryota; Metazoa; Mollusca; Gastropoda; Lottiidae. The transcript has 3 exons. Bases 1 to 1752 code for a protein of 583 amino acids.